Molecule: messenger RNA, 929 nt
Organism: Paraphaeosphaeria sporulosa
Lineage: Eukaryota; Fungi; Ascomycota; Dothideomycetes; Pleosporales; Didymosphaeriaceae
Exons: 1
Coding region: 82-777 (231 amino acids)
Source: RefSeq, a predicted model, not a curated record
UCCCGGCUGGAUACAGCGGACCUACUACAAGCGACAACCAACUACGUGGGAGCAACGGGACGAACUUCGUAAGUGCACCACAUGGCCCGUUCGAUCUCUGAACUGACACUCGGGCCUGCAAUAGCAUGGAGUAUGACAGCAUCAACGACGAUAGCGUCAAACGACGUUUUCUCCAGCACGAGUAAUCAGCCCGGCGGAACCACCAUACAUGUCUCGACGACUGUAUUUGUUACUUUGGCUCCCUCACCUACACCAUCAUCUACAAAAAUCAUCGUUGCUCCAACUCUGCCCCCACAAUCAGUCGAUCAAACCUCUGUAUUCCCAGAGUCCUUCAACACGACAAACACAGCCAGAACCGCGCCUUCCACUUCACCUUCAUCCUCCUCGCCCUCAUCACCGUCCUCGUCUUUCCCCCCUUCUUUAGUCUCCUCCCCCGGUUUCACACCACCCACUGCCUACAAGCCCGCCAGCGAAUUUAUCAUCGGGGUCUCCGUCGGCGGAACAGUCUUUCUCUGUGCUAUCGUGCUGAUAACCAUCAUCCUCAUUCGUAAGAGAAGGAACCGGAUUGUAAGGAAGAAGGAAGAGGCGCAGCAAUUCGAAGUCCAGCCACAGCCGCAGCUACCUGUGGUGGACCUAGACACGAAACCUGCGGUGCCGGAGCUUGAGAGUCCCCGCGAGGUACGCUCGUAUGAGUUGCCUUCGCCGGUGCUUGAGGUGGGGAGGAGUGAGGGGAGGAAGAUUGGGAGAGAGGAUGAAGGAUGGGGAAGCAGGUGCUAAUAUAAUACAAUAUUACGACUUCACACCGUGAAUACGAACAGGGUAUAAUCUAUGCAAACAACCGCUCCAUUGAAACAAUGGUCAACGCCAUCCUACCCGCUAAUAACGCUGAAUACACAAAGCUGGAAACAACGAGGCACAAAAGAUACUGA